AUGCAGCCACAAAUGGCCCAGAACUGGCGCAGGGAAUGGCUCCUCCGUCUCUCGAGUAACACAAGUGACAUAAGCGUGUCCGAACGCAUGUACUGGUCACCGAAAACGGCCCAUUCAGAGCGAUGGUCAGCUUUUAAACCUCACAUCUCGGGGCGUGGCCUCUUCUGUUCUCCCUUUCUUCUUGUUUCCCAGUCUUCACGCUCUGACUUGAAGUCUGGUGUGGAUACGGAUGAUUUCCUCGGCUUCAACACCGACGCUUCAUCCGGAUUCGAUCUUUCGCUGCGCCUUUUUGAUAACCAUUGCAAUUACACAGAGGGUCUUUCGUUUGACACACUUGAUUCAGCGGUGCAAGAUGGCCCGGAAAAUCUACAACAAGGAGGCUACUGGGGGCUAUACGAACACGUUGACCGUUUCACUGGCCUUGCCUUGCAGGAUUCUCUUUGCAUGGGAUUGCCUGACCCACCGCAAGACCUCGCACUCGAUUCGAAGACACAGAUUUAUGGCGAGGCUUAUGAGGCUUCAUCUCCCCAAUGGUCUUUGAAUCAGAUGUCUACGCUCAUUGACUCUCCAAUUCAGCAUCUGAGCAACCCUCAGAGUCCUCGCUCCUUUUCGGAUUCCCCAAUCCACAACACGCCAGCCGGCUCCAGUGACUCGACCAUACAGAGCUCGACUCCCUCAGAAGACAACAACUUGAUCACCCCUGAGUUCAAGUCUUGGCACAUCUCAAGAAAAGUCACCAUGACCAACUAUCUUCUUAUGCUGGUAUUCCAUGCGCCAAGCCAGAUGAGCCCGGCUGCAAACAAUUUUUCAAGGACGAAAGAAGUCGGACACGCCACAGAAAACAGUCUUGCAAAGCUCUCCCGCAGCAAGUCUUCCAAUGCUGCUGCGGCAAAAGAGUAA
Messenger RNA from Diaporthe amygdali, 900 nucleotides. RefSeq lists its product as uncharacterized. The record is from RefSeq and is a predicted model, not a curated record. NCBI's taxonomy places the organism in Eukaryota, Fungi, Ascomycota, Sordariomycetes, Diaporthales, Diaporthaceae. The transcript has 3 exons. The coding region runs from base 1 to 900 and encodes 299 amino acids.